AUGGCCUCUCUCGUUGCCGCAGCCCUGGACGUCGCGGCGCGCCAAGUGCCCGUGGGCCAGACUCUGUCGGGCAUCUUUGGCAGCAUCAGCCUGACGGCCUGGAUAUGUCUUUUGCUUCCGCAGCUCUGGGCCAACUACAAGGCCAAAAGCGCCGACGGCCUCAGCCUGACCUUUUUGGUCGUGUGGUCCUUGGGCGAUGUGUCCAACUUGUCGGGCGCCAUACUCACCAACCUGGCCCCGAGUGCCGUCGCCCUGGCGGUAUACUUUUGCAUCUUGGACGUUACCCUCAUCAGCCAGUGCCUCUACUACAACACCAUCAAUGCGCGCCGGCUCGCCAGGGAGGAAGGCACCGACACCACCGGAACGACAUCGGAGAACUCGCCGCUUCUCGCUGGGCGACGAAGCUCCUCUCGCAAAACAAUCUCAGACGACGAGGAGACGUCCUAUAAGAGUGGAUCGUGCGCAUACAACGCUCUCAGCCUGUUGGCCGUCUAUGCCAUUGGCGUCGCCGGCUGGUUCAUCUCCUACAUGGCCGGGGCCUGGGACAGCGACGCGCCAAGCGUUCCCGAAUCUCCAGGUGACCCGCAGUCGCCGUCUGCGGUAGCAGGCCUUGCACUCGGGUAUGCCAGCGCUGCUUUUUAUCUCUGUGCCCGGAUACCGCAGAUUGUCAAGAACUACAGAGAAAAGUCUUGUGAAGGCUUGUCGCUGCUCUUCUUUAUGCUGUCCCUGACGGGGAACUUGACGUAUGGGGUGAGCCUCAUGGCCUAUUGCCAAGACAAGCAGUACCUCCUCAAGGCCUUUCCAUGGCUCCUGGGCUCGCUGGGGACCAUGGUCGAGGACGCAACCAUAUUUGUCCAAUUCCGGCUUUACGCUGAUGGACUCCGCAUCGGUGGUGCCCGAGAACCGUGA
Hirsutella rhossiliensis is the source of this 909-nucleotide messenger RNA. RefSeq names its product PQ loop repeat domain-containing protein. Gene Ontology annotation, biological process: basic amino acid transmembrane export from vacuole. The record is from RefSeq and is a predicted model, not a curated record. Gene Ontology annotation, cellular component: fungal-type vacuole membrane. The transcript has 6 exons. Bases 1 to 909 code for a protein of 302 amino acids. NCBI's taxonomy places the organism in Eukaryota, Fungi, Ascomycota, Sordariomycetes, Hypocreales, Ophiocordycipitaceae.